Rhododendron vialii is the source of this 1463-nucleotide messenger RNA. Its product is annotated as transcription factor TCP19-like. Gene Ontology annotation, cellular component: nucleus. The transcript is spliced from 2 exons. Bases 159 to 1133 code for a protein of 324 amino acids. Gene Ontology annotation, molecular function: sequence-specific DNA binding; DNA-binding transcription factor activity. NCBI's taxonomy places the organism in Eukaryota, Viridiplantae, Streptophyta, Magnoliopsida, Ericales, Ericaceae. The record is from RefSeq and is a predicted model, not a curated record.
AUCGUGCGGGCCCUCAAGAUCAACGACACUUUCCAGCCCUUUACUACUCCUAUAAUUAGGGCUUGGGGCCCCCCAUCUUCUUCGUUGGAAAGAGAAUAGAUAAAGUGGGCUCCUCUUCUAGGAUUGAUCAGCAGUUUUGGGGUUUCAGUUAAACGUACAUGGAUUCGAUUGAAACCCGAAUUAUCGAUCCAGACGAAGACGAAGAGAUUAACAACGACGAGGAUGGAAACACAAAGCAGCUUUUGUCAUGUGAUCUUUUGCUGGUGGAACCCCCUCCACAGGGGGCUAUCGUUCCCAUUUUGAAGGAAGAAGAACACACAGACUUGGACCUGGAAGGAUCAAUCCCAGUCGAGGUAAUUCCAAUAACACAGACGCAACCGCAACCAAUGGCUGUGGUGGGACCCAAGGGGGCGUCAUCGAAGGACCGGCACACCAAGGUGGAAGGAAGAGGCCGGAGAAUCCGGAUGCCGGCCGCGUGUGCGGCGAGGAUCUUCCAAUUGACGCGAGAGCUAGGCCACAAGUCCGACGGCGAGACCAUCCGGUGGCUCCUCGAGAGGGCGGAGCCCGCCAUCGUCGAAGCCACGGGGACCGGUACUGUACCCGCUAUCGCCGUCUCCGUCAACGGCACGUUGAAGAUCCCGACGACAACUCCGAUCGCGUUGACGGAGGGAGAGGGAGAGGGUACUUGGAAGAAGCGCAAGCGGGGUUGCUCGAGCGAGUUUUACGGUUCGGGUUCGUCGAACUUCGCUCCGAUUGCACCCGUGGCGCCGCAGGCGCUGGUGCCGGUGUGGACCGUGGGCGGAGGCGGUGGGGGUGGAGCUUUUUUUAUGGUUCCUCCAGCUGGUGCCACCAUUGCCGGGCUUCCGAGCCAACCGCAAGUGUGGGCCAUUCCGGCUGCGGCUGCGCCCAUGUUUAACGUUUCUGCGAGACCCAUUUCGAAUUUUAUGGCCGCCGGUGGCGGUGGAGGUGAAGUGCGAGUGUCGGAAAGUGGAGGGAAGGUGUCAACAAUGGCCCCAAGUUCGAGUUCUACGACUCAGACGCUUAGGGACUUUUCUUUGGAGAUAUAUGAUAAGAAGGAGCUUCAAUUUGUGGUGAACUCUACGGGGGAAAAAACUCCAUCUCCGAAAGCUUGAGAUGGAGUAGAAGGUUAGGGGUUUAGUCUUAGAACACAGCAUAAUUGAAUUUCAUAAUUUUUUUAGUGAUUUUGGGUAACUGUGUUUAGCUCCAAAAUGAUUUCCUUUUUAGUGUUUUGUUGCUCAUUAAAACUCAAUUUUAUCUCAACCACUUUCUUGUAAAUUGGAUUUGCUAAGGAGAUUGCUGCCCAGAUGUGCUUACCGCUUGGGCAUUAUAUCGGAUUUUGACACUGUCAAUUUGCUCUAGUCCUCAUCGGAAAAAUUUGCUGUGGCCUCUGUAUUUGGGAGUAUUGUACUUAUCCGUGAUAUUGAAUGUUUAUGCUACUUAUU